Messenger RNA from Elephantulus edwardii (Cape elephant shrew), 1182 nucleotides. RefSeq names its product surfeit 1 (gene SURF1). The coding region runs from base 1 to 1182 and encodes 393 amino acids. Gene Ontology annotation, cellular component: mitochondrion; membrane. The record is from RefSeq and is a predicted model, not a curated record. NCBI's taxonomy places the organism in Eukaryota, Metazoa, Chordata, Mammalia, Macroscelidea, Macroscelididae. The transcript has 10 exons. Gene Ontology annotation, biological process: mitochondrial respiratory chain complex IV assembly.
AUGGCGUCUGGGUGGAUGUCCCGGGUGGGCUGGAGGCUGCUGCCGCGCACGGGGGGCGUGGGGCCGGUCUCGGGCAGUGCCAUGGGGAGAAGCGUCCUCUGGGCCCCCCUGCGCCCAGGUGAGGAGUGUGCCCGGCCCUGUGUGUUCAAGGGCCACCUGGAUCAACCUGUGGCACUGGCGCGGGUGCGUUGGUGCCGUGACAUGAAGGCUCAGAGUAAGGCCUUAACCACCAUCCGUGCCACCCUCAGUGUCCAGCAGGGACCUGUGUGCAAGGCCAGCCCUUUGCACGUCUGUCAGCUCCCCGAGGACAGCGCGGUCGUGUGCGAUGGAGCAGCUGUGAGCCGCACCAUUUUGGUUUUAGGGGGGCCUCCAGGCCUCUCCCUGAAAUGGGGCUGGAGGCCGAGCAAGUGUGGCAGUUCCGCAGCGGAGGCACCCAUCAGAAAAGAGGACGAUGCCGUCCUUCAGUGGCUCCUGCUUCUCAUCCCUGUGACUGCUUUCGGCCUAGGGACGUGGCAGGUCCAGCGCCGGAAGUGGAAGCUGAAGCUGAUUGCAGAGUUAGAGUCUCGAGUUAGAGCUGAGCCCAUCCCUCUGCCUGCAGACCCCAUAGAGCUCAACAGCCUCGAGUACAGGCCAGUGAAGGUCAGGGGCCACUUUGACCACUCCAAGGAGCUGUAUAUGAUGCCCCGGACCAUGGUGGACCCGGCCAGGGAGGCCCGUGAGGCCGGGCGCAUCUCCUCCUCAGCUGAGAGCGGUGCCUACGUCAUCACCCCCUUCCACUGCUCUGCCCUGGGAGUCACCAUCUUGGUGAACAGAGGAUUUGUCCCCAAGAGGAGAGUGAAGCCAGAGACCAGGCAGAAAGGCCAAAUCCAGGAGGAAGUGGACCUGGUUGGGAUGGUGAGGCUCACUGAGACCAGGAAACCGUUCGUCCCAGAGAACAACCCUGAGAGGAACCACUGGCAUUACAGGGACCUGGAGGCCAUGGCCAAGGUCACAGGCGCAGAGCCCAUCUUCCUCGAUGCAGAUUUCAAGAGCACUGUCCCCGGAGGGCCCAUCGGAGGGCAGACGCGUGUCACACUGAGGAAUGAGCACCUGCAGUACAUCGUCACCUGGUAUGGCCUCUGUGCAGCCACAUCCUACCUCUGGUUUAAGAAGUUUGGUCGCUGGACCCCUGGCAUGAGGUAG